Cladocopium goreaui is the source of this 201-nucleotide messenger RNA. Lineage: Eukaryota; Dinophyceae; Suessiales; Symbiodiniaceae. The record is from the annotation of a GenBank genome assembly.
GAUGCAGCCACUGAGUUUGAGUUUGUGGCCAUGGCCACUGAGAACGAAUCUGUGGUCCGUUGUUUUCCAGCCACAGGACGAACUCAUCAGAUCAGAGUCCACCUCCUCCACUUGGGAUUUCCCAUCGCAAAUGACAGUUGCUAUGGGGGUGAGCUGCGCCAGGAUUGCACCCUGCCGCUGAUUCCUCACGUUCGACAAGAG